Molecule: messenger RNA, 1761 nt
Organism: Strigops habroptila (Kakapo)
Lineage: Eukaryota; Metazoa; Chordata; Aves; Psittaciformes; Psittacidae
Product: nephrocan-like
Exons: 3
Coding region: 1-1539 (512 amino acids)
Molecular function (GO): protein binding
Source: RefSeq, a predicted model, not a curated record
AUGUAUUUAUCUUACCUUUUAGUCAUUGUCUUUUCUUUUCACAGUGGUCUAAGCACCACUUGCCCAAGAAGAUGCAGUUGUGACCCUGCCCAGUCAGUGCAAUGCUACAGAACUACGGAGAUCCCCAGAGAGAUUCCUUUUAGCACCAGGAGACUCUACAUCAGUCACAGCAAAAUUAAACAACUCCAGAUUACUGACUUCAGGAGAAUGUCAGCCCUUGAAGAGCUGGUCCUAUCAUGCAGUGGCACAGAAUCAAUAGAAAACAACACUUUCAAAGCUCUGAGCACCUUGAAGUCCCUGGAACUCUACAAAAAUCAGCUAAAACACAUACCCACCUUCCUUCCACCUGGCCUUGAAAUUUUAAAACUCGCUGAUAACUCCAUCAACACUCUGCAUGCAUCUGAUUUUGAAGGUUUGCUGAAACUAAGAGUGCUCGAUAUUCAAAACAACUUGAUUGCGACCCUGCCUUCAAGCCCAUUUUCUUCCCUUUUCAAUUUACAAAGUCUGAUUCUGGAUGGCAACAACAUGGAAUCUGUCUCUGCACCACUUAAGCUCCCUAGGCUGAAGUAUCUGAGCAUGUCUGAUAAUAAACUGAACUCAUUCCCAACCAACUUCUUUGCAUCUUUCCAGAAUCUACAGUUUCUCAGUUUAAGUGGCAACUUUCUGACGAAAGUGCCUCUUGACCUACCUAAAUCCCUGUUGUCACUAAAAUUAGAGAAAAAUCAACUUAAAACAAUAAGACUUCGAGACAUGAAACACCUAGAAAACCUGUAUGAGUUCUUCCUGUCAGAAAAUCAGCUAACAUCAAUAGAUGGUGUCCAGCUUCUUCCCAACUUAACAACACUGGAGCUCUCUAAGAACCAGCUCCACACUAUGCCAGUCAGGCUGCCUGGCAGACUACAGAAACUCGACUGCAGCAGUAACCUGAUUCAAAGGGUGACAGCACAGGAAUUCCAAGGACUACAAGACCUCAAGCACUUGUUUCUUGACAACAACGCUGUUAGCAUGUUUGAGGCAGGAGCUCUUCAGCAGUGUGCACAGCUUUCGAAUCUGGCGCUGGAACAGAAUCUCCUCAUUUCUAUUCCUCUGAGACUUCCAGACACCCUUGCUAGAUUGGAUCUAAAGGGAAAUGACAUAGAGGAUGUUGGAGAACAAGAGCUGAAGGACUUGAAACAGCUUCAGGUUUUAAAUUUACGGAAUAACAAGAUAUCCGCCUUGGAUCGCAAAGUCUUAGAGUAUUUACCCCGUCUUCGUCAUCUGUAUUUAGACGGAAACCCUUGGAACUGCACCUGUGACCUUCUCAGAACCAGAAGAGCACUGGUGGCCAAAGGGACGGAUGUCAGAGGAGGGCAGUGCGUGGCGCCAGCAGAAAGCCGAGGAGAGAGCUGGAUGUCUUCCAAGAAGAUUCUGCAGCAGUGUGAAGAUAAUCUGUCUUCCACAGAACGAGGCAAAGAGGACAGAAAGAAAAUGAAACCCAGUGAGGCCUCCAGCAUUGGAGUGAACACAGAUGAUGAUUACUAUGAUUAUGAAUUAGACUAACCCCAUGGCUGUGAAUUAGACAACCUCAUCUUGUCUAGAGCUGCCAACUACCACCAGCAUCUUUACUGACAACCGUCUGCUGACCUGCCACUAACUUUUCCUCUUUCAUUUGUACUAUAAGAGGUAAUAGCUAGCGACAGAAGGGCUUAAUAAGGAUGCUAUUGUAAACCAAAAAUCGUAAAAAAUCCAAAUUGUUUUUCUAUCCCAUUAGUACUAUGUAGU